Molecule: messenger RNA, 680 nt
Organism: Raphanus sativus (radish)
Lineage: Eukaryota; Viridiplantae; Streptophyta; Magnoliopsida; Brassicales; Brassicaceae
Exons: 7
Coding region: 92-475 (127 amino acids)
Cellular component (GO): nucleus; cytosol
Molecular function (GO): DNA binding
Source: RefSeq, a predicted model, not a curated record
AAGCAUUUUCUCUCCUUUGGAGCUUCUCUGUGUUUUUGGUUCUUGAGGUGUUCUGAGGCGCUUUAUCGAUUCAGAAACAAAGACUGCUCCCAUGGCUGAUCCUGAACUUGAAGCUAUUAGACAGAGGAGAAUGCAAGAGCUGAUGGCUCAACAUGGCACUCAGGGGAAGCAGCAGAAUCCAGAUCAUGAGAGAGCACAAGAAGAUGCUAAAAGGGAAGCUGAUGAACGUAGACAAGUGAUGCUUAGUCAAAUAUUGUCUUCCCAAGCCCGAGAGAGAAUUGCUCGAAUUGCACUGGUGAAACCUGAGAAAGCUAGAGGCGUAGAGGAUGUUAUCUUGAGGGCUGCUCAAAUGGGACAGAUUGUUGAGAAGGUUUCUGAGGAGCGGCUUAUAACCCUGUUGGAACAAAUAAACAGCGAAACUAGCAAACAGACCAAAGUCACGAUCCAGAGGCGUCGUGGGGUGGAUGACGAUUAGGAAGAAGAAGAAGGUUAUGAUGUGCUUGUAUAUCCAUGGAGAUCUCAUUGUUGAGUUCACUAAUAUGUACUUAGUUGUUACUGUGACAUGUUUAUUGUUAGUGAACCUUAAUGAUCUUCCAAAUGGUUGGGAUGAGAUAAGAUCAAGAGUAAUUUGAAACUCUAAUGAUUUGCUCAAGUCAUUUGCCUCUAAUCAGACUAUUUUA